CGCAGUUUCGUGGUCAAUCUCUCGGUCAUAUGAAACCCAAACUCCGAGCCACAGACCAAGGCACCUCCCCUCUGCGCGAAGAAUCAGAUAGUUCAUUUUUCUUGGCAGAAAAUUUACAGAUUUCGAUUCCCUCCAUAAAUGCAAAUACCCAGAUGGAGAAACGUCUUGCUCCUCAAGAAUUCAUUGGUUUCAUCAACUUCUGCAGCUACCCGUUUCGCUUCAUUCCAUUCUACUCCUGCUUCGUGUGAGAAGUGGAAGAACAAAUGGACCUUUGAUGUAAAAAGCAGUCAACAACCAACAAAGAGUUACAUCAGAUACGAAACACGUCAGAAGCGUGCGGAUGCAAAGAAGGCCUUGAAAAACCUCCUCUUCAACAGUGGGUCCUCUAAAGGUUUAUUUCAUGACAUUCAGAAUGAAGAUUUUUCGGGUAGCUCUCCUAAGAAACAUAGAUCAAGAUCUUCUCGACAUGCUGAGAAAUCGCAACAAAAGAAAAUGAAAAGGAAGUUUAAAAGAGAGAGUUUCUCUGAAGACUAUGACAAUGAUCCUGAGAAAAUCUUUCGGGCGACAUUUGGAAAGAAAUGGUACACCUGGUCUUUUAACUCACGACGUGACUCUUCUUACCAAGAUUCAGAAUCUGGAUUUGAGUGGAGAGAGCAAUCGAGCUGGAAAAGUAGAAGUAAAAGAUGGGAGAAUAGUAGUGACACAGAAUCUGAUGACAAAUCACGUACUAUAGGAUCAUUUUCUGAUAGAACAAUUCUCGGUCUGCCUCGGACAGGUCCUUUAAAGACCGAAGAUGUUAAAAAAGCUUUCCAUUUAUCAGCUUUAAAAUGGCAUCCUGACAAGCAUCAAGGCACUUCACAGGAAAUCGCCGAAGAGAAAUUUAAACUUUGUCUUAAUGCCUACAAAUCUCUGUGCAAUGCAUUAUCCCCGGCCUAAGCCACGGCCUCAGCUCAGAAGGUUCCGGUUGUGUGCAUUCACGAUUCGAAAUGUGCAUCAAGUGGAAUUGUGUUGAAUCUAUUGACAAAUUUAGAAAGAAAGCAAAAAAGGACAAUCUCAAGAAGUUUCACUAGAAAUCUCAGCACCCAGUCAUUAUUAUGUCUGUCGAAUGUUCACUUGGGUGGGUUUAUCAUCCUUUUCAAAUACAAAUUCCAAUUCAAACAACGGAUUUUCUAUGAUGCUAGAAAGUAUAUUCUGAAUUUUUUAACCGUUAGAUUUUUAGUUGGAAACACAAAUAAGAAUUUGACCAUG
Malus domestica (apple) is the source of this 1248-nucleotide messenger RNA. RefSeq lists its product as uncharacterized. Lineage: Eukaryota; Viridiplantae; Streptophyta; Magnoliopsida; Rosales; Rosaceae. The record is from RefSeq and is a predicted model, not a curated record.